AUGAAGAACAACGCCAGCUCGGUGAACUACUUCACCGAGUCGUCCGACGAGGACGACGAGGGAACGGUCAUGAUCAAAAAGGUCCAACAAGACAACAAGCUAUGGGACUCGUUCCAAGACCCGCCGGUCCCGCAGACGUCCGGUUCCGCCGUCAGCCAGGAGUAUCUGGUAACGUUCAUCAAAGGGCUGAAGGUGUUUACCUACAUCUUCGUGUUCCUGGUCAUCCUGGGCAGUGCGUGCUUCUCCAAGAUGUCGUUCCUGCUGAUGGUGUCCAACAUCAAGGAGGGCACCAAGAAUCGCUACUGUGACGUCAGACAGCCGGACAAGCAAUUCGAAGCGUACAUUCCCCGGGAACAGCGAGUGGCCUGGAUGUGGGCGAUUUUCUUCUCGUUCUCCGUGCCAGAAGUUGGAGCCUUCAUCCGUGCAUCCCGUAUUUGUUUCUUCAAAAACAUCCCCCGACCGUCCUGGGGCCAGCUAGCGGUGGCGGCCGUGAUGGAGGGAUUCCACGUGUGUGGGCUGGCGAUUCUGGCCUUCUUCGUGCUCCCCCAGCUGGACGUAGUGAAGGCGGCCAUGUUGACAAACUGCGUCUGCCUGGUUCCGGCCCUUCUCGGCCUGGCGUCCCGUUCACCCCGCGAAUCGAAGCUGGCCUUCAAGUACCUGUUCGAUCUGCUGGCGAUCAGUGCCCAGAUCACCGGGUUCGUGGUGUGGCCACUGCUCAACAACCGGUUCGAGCUGUGGUUCAUCCCCGUCGGCCUCUUCCUGGUGUCGUUCCAUUGGUGGGAAAACUAUCUGUCGCUGAAAAGCUUUUUCCGCCCAAUCGCGGCGUUGGCAGCCAUACGUGAGAAGUUAACGGAUUGUCGCUAUCAAACGUACCUCCUGCUCGCGCCCUUCAAGAUAGCCCUCUUCCUGGGGGCCACCAUUUUCCUCUCCGAGCAGUCGGUGUCCGACUUCUUCGGUCUGUUUGGCAGUGGCUGGGGCAACCACACCAUCACCGUGACCGAGAUGGAAGCGGUGCUGAACGAAAAGUUUCCCGACCUGUCCGCCAUUACAUCGGACCUGGAGGUGCAACAAAUAUUCCCGACCAGCAACGCCAUCCUCUGGACGACGGUGGCCCACAUCCUGUGCUCGUACGUGUGCUACAUCUUCAGCAAGUUCGCGUGCAAGAUUCAGAUCCAAAGCUUCUCGAUGGCGUUUCCGAUCAAUCUGACCGUGCCCGUCACCGUGACGCUGCUGCUCGUGUUUUGCGGUCUCCGCGAGGCGGACGUUUGCGCCUUCGACGGCAUCCUGCCCGACUACGUGUUCUUCCGGAUGCCGCCGAUCUACUAUCUCUUCGAUUACGUCGUCAACGAGUUCUCGUGGCUGUGGCUACUGUGGUUACUGUCCCAAACGUGGAUCACGCGCCACCUGUGGUUGGCCAAAAGUGACCGCAACGCGUCGACCGAGAAACUGUUCGUGACGCCGAUGUACAACAGUUUGCUGAUUGACCAGAGUGUCGCCAUGAACCGGCGGCGUGAAGAUCAGGAGGAUUUCGUGAAGAAAAUUGAUAUGGUGAAAGUGAAGGACACGGAGAAGGCGAACGAAAUCGAUGCGAAGGCAAACGAAGGGAAGGAUGACCGGAUCAAGCCGUACGAUCGCAUCCCGCAGAUCUUCAUUUGCGCCACGAUGUGGCACGAAACGAAGGAGGAGCUGAUGGAGUUCCUGAAAUCGCUGCUACGCCUGGACGAAGAUCAGUGUGCCCGCCGGAUGGCCAUGAAGCACAUCCAAGCGAACAAGGACGACAUCGAUCCGGACUAUUACGAUCUAGAAACUCACAUUUUCUUCGACGACGCGUUCGUGAACGAUAAAUCCAAGUGCGAGAGCGCCGAUGCGUCACCGCUCAACGCGUACGUGAAGGCACUGAUCAACCACAUCGAGGAAGCGGCCCUGGAGGUGUACAAAACGAAGAUGCGAAUCUAUCCGCCGACGAAAAUUGUCACCCCGUACGGUGGGCGGCUGAUCUGGACGCUGCCGGGGCGUACGAAGAUGAUUGCGCACCUGAAGGACAAGAACAAGAUCCGGCACAAGAAGCGCUGGUCACAGGUGAUGUACAUGUACUAUCUGCUCGGAUUCCGUAUCAUGCAGCUUAACACGUCGCCCGAGCGGAAGAUGGUGAUCGCGCAGAACACCUACUUGCUGGCCCUGGACGGGGACAUCGAUUUCCAGCCGAACGCCGUCUCGCUGCUGGUGGGUCGCAUGAAGAUAGAUCCCGAUCUGGGGGCGGCCUGUGGACGGAUUCAUCCUGUCGGCACGGGCCCGAUGGUGUGGUACCAGGUGUUCGAGUACGCCAUCGGUCACUGGCUCCAGAAAGCGACGGAGCACGUCAUCGGGUGCGUCCUGUGUUCACCCGGGUGCUUUUCGCUGUUCCGCGGCCGUGCCCUGAUGGAGAACUCGGUAAUGAAGAAGUACACCACCAAGUCGGACCAGGCUCGGCACUACGUGCAGUACGAUCAGGGUGAAGACCGGUGGCUGUGUACGCUGCUGUUGAAGCAAAAGUUCCGCGUCGAGUAUUCGGCCGCAUCGGACGCGUACACGCACGCUCCGGAAGGAUUCAACGAGUUCUACAACCAGCGACGCCGUUGGGUGCCUUCGACGAUCGCCAACAUCUUCGAUCUACUGUCGGACGCGAAGCGGGUAGUGAAGACCAACAACAGUAUCUCGAUGCCGUACAUCGUGUACCAGUGUAUGCUGAUGUUCGGGACGAUCCUUGGGCCGGGCACCAUCUUCCUGAUGAUGGUCGGCGCACUGGUCGCGGUGUUCCGCAUCGACAUGUGGACUUCGUUCCUGUGGAACGGCGUGCCGCUGGCCGGCUUCAUGGUGAUCUGCUACUGGAUGGAGCAAAAGUACCAACUGAUCGCUGCCUUCUUCAUCUCCGCAAUCUACUCGCUCGUCAUGAUGGCCGUCCUGGUCGGUAUCGUGGUGCAGGUAAUGGAAGACGGCAUUCUGGCACCCUCGUCCAUGUUCUUCCUGGCCGUGGCACUGCAGAUCGUCAUCACGGGGUUGCUGCAUCCGCAGGAAAUGGAAGCGCUUCCGGCGGGGCUCGUCUACUACAUCACCAUCCCGUCGAUGUACAUGCUGCUCGUUAUCUACUCCGUGUUCAACAUGAACGACGUAUCGUGGGGUACCCGCGAGAACCCGGUGGAUGCGGCCAAGAAGGAAGCGACACCGACCGACCGACCGCAGGGGAGGAUGCAGAAAAUCCUUGGCUACCUUCGGUCGCCCGACAAGGAAGAGAACGGUUCGAUUGACUUCUCGAUCAACGGGCUGUUCCGGUGUAUGCUCUGUACGCACGCGAAACCGACCGCCGAAAAGGAACAGAUCGCCCAAAUCGCUGCCUCGCUCACCGACAUCGGGCACCGGAUGAAGGCGCUGGAAAUGAAAUUAACCGGCAACGUCACCGUAAUGAGAUCAGACGACGAGGAUGAUGACAUCGGCCUCCGCCUCGAUAUGCAUCGCUCGGAAGGCGCCUCGCCGGCCUCCACAUCCGGUGUCUCGUCGCCCAUCCAGACGGUAAAGAACGAUUCGCUGGAGGAGCCCGAGAAACAGCUCAACUUCCUGCCGGACUGGCUGUACGAUGUGGACCUGAAAAAUGGCGACACCGAAACCAUCUCCGCCUCGGAGGAACUGUUCUGGAUCGAGCUGAUCGAGAAGUACCUCAAACCGCUCGAUCUGUCCGAGAAGCAAAAGGACGAGAUGAAGUCGCAGCUCAAGAACUUGCGCGAUUUGGCCGUGUUUGCGUUCGUGAUGGCCAACGCGCUGUUCGUGUUGGUAAUUUUUCUGCUCCAGCUCAAGAAGGAAGAACUGCACGUCGAGUGGUGGUUUAACGUGAAGAAUCAGAUCAGCUACGACGAGAGCACGGUGGAAAUCAUGAUCCGCCGGGAGUACCUGGAGCUCGAACCGAUCGGGCUCGUGUUUGUGCUGUUCUUCGGCGUCAUCCUGGUGAUCCAAUUCCUGGCCAUGCUGAUGCACCGCUUCGGGACGAUCUCGCAGAUCCUCGCGUCGACCGAACUGAACUGGUACUGUUCGAAGAAGGCCAAGGACAUGUCGCUGGAUGCGGAAUUGCGUGAAAAUGCGGUCGAGAUCGCACGGCGUCUCCAACGCCCCAAGCCCCAGUGGGACGAGGAAGACUUGGAGGACGAGCAGAAAGCCAUCGGCCGGCGGGACACGAUCCACCGGAUUCUGUAUCAGCACAAGAACAAACAGGACUGGAGCAACCUGGAGGCGAACUUUAAGCGAAACUACUACAAGGAGGGUGACCUGGAUCUGGGCGGCCGGCUGACGUUGAGCCGGAAAACCCUGAACGUGCUGGACACGCGCCGCAAGUCGAUGGCGGAGCAAAGGAAGAUCCGUAAGUCGAUCAUACGUGGCCAGAACCCGUACGAUUCCGGAGGCGAUAUGUGGCGGUACCCUGAAGAUGAAGGGACGGCCAGUCACCAGAGCUCCCCGGGUGGCGGUGGAGGUGGACACCCCCCGUACGGUGGCGGACCGGGAAGUUACGGGGAUGGUUCACCCCAGUUCGACGGUAAACGGAAGCGCAGCGGAACGGCGGGCUCCGGACUCGGGUCCGGAGGUCGUACUAACUUCGCGUACCAAGUGGACGACGAUUUCGACGAUAACUUCUCGGACGAGGACACGCGCGAAAGCAUUCCGGCCCCGUACCGGCGGUCGACGGUCGAGCUGGAGAUGGCCGAACGCACGGCCGCAAGGCCGCCUCCGAAGAAUCGCAAGAGUCGAGUAGCGUUCGCCUAAGGCGACGACGAGGACGAUGGGACGCGCAGUGUUACGCAGUCAAAGUUCGCCUGCCAACCCAAAAUCCGAGCGUAACAAAUUACUGCUUACGAGGUUCCUGUUGAGUUGACGCAAACUUCCGGUGACCGCCCGGUCCCGGGACCCCGGCAGGAGGACUCGACUGUCGGCGGUCGGUCGAAGUAACGUCAAAGUGGUACGGAGAGAUUCCCGGUCCGUGCUUGCGUGGCAGCGUUUUAAAGUUGGCAAAGUUGGCCAGGCGCGCGUAAGACAGCUUCCCCGGCACGUCGAGCUUUCGGCGAACAAAAACAAGCAACGGCAAAGGAACCGGAAGAUUAUAACCUAACCGG
Molecule: messenger RNA, 5132 nt
Organism: Anopheles cruzii
Lineage: Eukaryota; Metazoa; Arthropoda; Insecta; Diptera; Culicidae
Product: chitin synthase chs-2-like
Exons: 9
Coding region: 1-4785 (1594 amino acids)
Cellular component (GO): cell periphery; cell septum
Molecular function (GO): chitin synthase activity
Source: RefSeq, a predicted model, not a curated record